Messenger RNA from Cololabis saira (Pacific saury), 2741 nucleotides. Its product is annotated as ras-related protein Rab-35. Gene Ontology annotation, biological process: endocytic recycling. NCBI's taxonomy places the organism in Eukaryota, Metazoa, Chordata, Actinopteri, Beloniformes, Belonidae. The record is from RefSeq and is a predicted model, not a curated record. Gene Ontology annotation, molecular function: GTPase activity; GTP binding. Gene Ontology annotation, cellular component: endosome membrane; plasma membrane. Bases 731 to 1360 code for a protein of 209 amino acids. The transcript has 6 exons.
ACCUUUGCAUCCUGAACAGAAGAAGUGAGCCAUUUUUGUGACAAGAAACAGGGAAGAGGUCGCUUUUUGCCCAACUGCUUGAGGAAGUGAAAUAAACGGAUCAAUUAAAGGAACCUUCGCUUAGCUGCAGUGGAAAAGAGGAACAUCUCUGUUUUUUUUGGCAUUUUUACAAAAAGGGAUAGAGUUAUGAGUUCAAAGUAGUAAGUCAUUUAUGACCCCUACUACAACUACAAAAUAUCCCCACCAUGGAGACUUGAAGAGUGUAUGCUCGAUGUGGGACUACAACCGCAGGUGGGAGUGGAUCCUGCAUUGACAAAACUGGAAGUCCCCUGCAGCAGCGUCACUGGGUGUAACUGGAACUAAGGUGGAACCAUGCAGCCAAUGUUGGCACACGAGCAUGAAUCAUAGAUGCAGAGUUCUUCCAAAAAGGCCACGCGUUUUGCCUGUUGCUGCGUUUGUUUUAUACUGAAACCAGAGAGGAUGUUGUGAACAUCUGAAGUGAAACCGUGGCACAAAGCCAAACAUAAAACAAGACAUUCUACCAGAAAUGUCCUUCUGACCAGAGAAUAAUGCCGGUGAUCCGUGGAGAAACUCUUCAGCCGUUCUCACCUGGUCAUAUCCAGAAGUGGAACUAAGCAAAAACAAAACUGUAUGUGCACGUGCAAAGAAGGGAGAUCCCCUCUUCCUAUGAAACUGGUUUUACUGGGAAAUUCAAUAAGAGACCCUUCAAAUGGCAGGGAAAGACUACAAUCAUCUCUUUAAGCUGCUCAUCAUUGGAGACUCCAAUGUGGGGAAAAGCAGCCUCCUGCUCCGCUUUGCCGACAACUCCUUCUCUGGCAGCUACAUCACCACCAUCGGCGUGGACUUCAAGAUCCGAACGGUGGACAUCGAUGGUGAGCGGGUGAAGCUGCAGAUCUGGGACACGGCUGGGCAAGAGCGAUUCAGAACCAUCACCUCAACGUACUACAGGAACACCCACGGUGUCAUCAUUGUUUACGAUGUGACUAAUCCAGAGUCGUUUGUAAAUGUGAAGAGGUGGUUGAAUGAAAUUUCCCAGAACUGUGACACCGUCUGCAAGAUUCUGGUGGGGAACAAAAAUGAUGAUCCUGACAGGAAAAAGGUGGACACCCAGGACGCUGUGCGUUUUGGGGAGUCGGUUGGCGUUCGCGUCUUUGAGACGAGCGCCAAAGAGAACAUGAAUGUGGAGGAGAUGUUCAUGGCCUUCACCCACAUGGUGCUGCGGGCCAAGAAGCAGAGCCAGAGCAGAGCCGAGAGGGAGCGGGACCGGGAGAGGGACACGGUCAACAUCAACGCCCAGAGAGACCGGGACCGCAGGAAGAGAGGGAAGAAAUGCUGCUGAGACGCCAAAGCCACUCAUCGCUGCACAAAGAGCGUUCAGAUGAGAUGGGAACACUGUGCCUUAGGAGAUAAGUGUGAAUGUGUGCAGUUACUGUUCACGGUGCAAACUGACUGAGGGAUUCCUGUCCUCCUGCACCGCACGUAGCAACCCGAACAAGUUAAAGGACCAUUCUGGUGUGUUUUCUCCUGCAGUCUGGUUCGGCAUCACGCGACUCCAGAGGAACUCGCACCGCAGGUUUCAGGUUGUGUGGAUACACUGUUAAAGAGGCUGGACUUCAUGCAAACAUUUUCACUGUCUCGUCACAUUCUUGUAUGAGGUUUGUUUGUAUACGGGCUCCAAAUUGGCCUCAAAGAUGUCUCCCUGCCAAAAAAAAAGUUCACAAAUCACUUGCCAGACUCGAGACUGACUGUCUGAUGAGAAAAUGUAAGAUUUGACUGUCUGUUUGGUCAACAGGAAGAGAAUUUUACUCGUAAAAACAAAUUGAUCAAUGUUUGAGAGAUGCCCAUCGAGAUGGAGUGCUGGUCGCGCUGAAGUAGUUUACCUCAACUCUUGACUCCACGAUAGAUCAAUGAAUCUGUUACACAGUUUAAAAUUCAGUCAGGGUUUGUAAGAAAUUAUAUUUUGAUUGACUUCAGAUUAAGCCCCCAAAAUAAUCGUGUUUUAAACCAUAAGCAAACCUGGUUUGUCACGUUUUUCACUGGUCAAAUUUGUGAGGAGGGAAAAAGAUAAAACUGGAGCUUCUAGCUCACCAUCUGAAAUGUCCAUGUUUGUUCUGUGCUAUUCACUAACAUUUGUUUUAUAUUAUAGUUUAAUAAAUUAAUCUGAUUAUUUUCUUCAUUAAAGUUGUUAAUAUUAAUCGUAAUCUCCUGGAGAUCACAGGAUCAUCCUUAGAGGCUUGGGGCAGUACUUUGUGUGUGUGUGUGUGUGUGUGUGUGUGUUUACAUAUUCUUGCAGUAUUUUAAUGUUGCACCAGGAAAACAGUCACAUCUCUUUGAUUGUAGCGGACACAUGUAAAAACACCAGAAUGUUCCUUUAACUUCCAUCUAGAGCCUGUUACAUGUCUUAAAAAAAUACUGAAAGUAUUUAACCACUAAAGGGAACUGUUGGAUGCUAAAUCAAAAGCUUACUGUGUGAUGAGUUCAGUCCAAACGUCUGCCUGCCUUGUUUCAGUCAUAAUGAGGCCAGUAAUCAAAGACUACAGCAAACUCAUUUUGUCUUUUAAUGUCAGCCAGCCGCUUUGCAAAUGUCUCAAUCCAAAUAAAGCAAUAAAUCCAGUGAAUGUUUCUUACCAAGUGCAACAAUGCUUGAACGUUUUGCUGUUUCUGUUAAAAGUCCAUUUUCACAUCAGCUUCAUCCUGUUUGGGGAUCAUACAAAUAUUGA